CAUAUCACUUCAAAUUCUCUCGCUCAGCAUUGGGCAGUGGGGGAUCGGGAUAUGUAGGAAUGUACAAAUGCUGCCGAGGUGUAAACUACCCCACAUCAAUGAGUAGGGAAGAGCCGGAUGGGAAUUCUAUUUCAGGAUCAAACGAGGAUUGUAAUCUUGCACCAAAAUCCCCAAAGGUGGAUAUUAGUGUACUAGAAACCCCAUGUUUCUGCACUCCACGCCGAAUACAAAAUACCGGCAGUUUCUUGUCUUUUGAAAGGCGCGCUGCUCAAUUGCAACAAGAGACUCCUUCGCGUAAAGGACCAAGCAUCCGAACAUCAAUAUCAGUGCAAAACUCGCUUCUACUGCAUUCUCACACACGAUUUGCAAAGGGCAUCAACCUCACAUGA
Molecule: messenger RNA, 389 nt
Organism: Periconia digitata
Lineage: Eukaryota; Fungi; Ascomycota; Dothideomycetes; Pleosporales; Periconiaceae
Source: the annotation of a GenBank genome assembly